Messenger RNA from Andrographis paniculata, 1919 nucleotides. RefSeq lists its product as uncharacterized. The transcript has 9 exons. The record is from RefSeq and is a predicted model, not a curated record. Bases 308 to 1777 code for a protein of 489 amino acids. Lineage: Eukaryota; Viridiplantae; Streptophyta; Magnoliopsida; Lamiales; Acanthaceae.
GCAAAAAGGACACGCUCUACACUUUUCUUUUUGGCCCAGCUCUAUCCCAACAAACUCCUCAUCUAAUCUCUCCUCUCAUCUGAUUGGAUUUCAAACACCUCUUCUUCAUUAUCGAGAAAGUCAGAAUAAUAGAGAAUUUUGUGUAUCCCGAUUCCUGAUCCUUAACUUCUUGUUUCUUCACAUGUUUAUCUUCGUUUUGUCAGGCCUUUCAUUUUCGAAAUUCGCUCUGUUUUAAAGCUAAUCCAUUAAGAUUGAAAGAAAUCUUCUGGUUGCUGUUGGCAAGCUUUGGAGGAAGAAAGAGUGUGAAAUGGAUUCUGCUGGAUUUGAACUCCAAGAUAAAUCUCGAAUUGUUGGUACCAGUAACGGCAAGAAGUGCAAGUUACCUCGGACGCUUGCUGAUAAUCGGGAUGCAGUUUAUCAUGCCUCGGUUCCCAGGAAGCUACGAUCAGCAGUCAAGAAAAGGGAUACAAAAUCUGUUACACCAAAUUUGCCAAUUUCAAGGAAGCAGCGUCAUGAGUCCAAUGGAUUUCAGUCCCUGAGAAACAAUGGUGGAAAGAGAUCCAAAUCAAACAUGAAAAAGGUGAAUAUCACCAAGGAUGAGGAAGAAGUAGCUGAAGCCUUGUACACAUUGGCUGACAUGUUCUCUGCUGCCAAUCCAGAUAUCAAAGCUUCACCUACAUUGCAUGCUGUUCAAGAUGAUGAGAUUGUAGCAUCACAAGAUGAAUCUCUUGAAAUUGGUCCUGUGAAUUUGGAAAACAAAGUGAUCGAAUCUCAAACUGUAAGUGAUGCUCAGCAGCCUGAGUCGCCCGCGAACAAGCAGCCAGCUGCUGCUUCUAGUGCUUCUGGAAGUGAAUCUGAAAAUCUGAAUCCCAGACUGCCUGAGAGCAGAAACACUUCAUCUCUGCAAUUGUCAAUUGAGAACAAGAUUGCUGCUGAAAAGCUUGCUACAGCCCAAGCUCCAGUCGAAACAAAAAAGUCCCGGAAGGGAUGCUCGGUACAUGUCUACAUAAGCUGGCUGAUUAAGGACUUAGUGGUAUCAGAUGGGAAAGAAAGGCUAUUAAAGAAGCCUACUCAGAUAGAAACAUUCGGAGAUGCCGAAACAGCCACUCGUGCAAUUAACUGCAAUGAAACAACCGGAACACAUUGUUGUGGAGCUUCUGAGAAUGAGUCAGCGAAAAUCCAAAUCGGCAUUCAUUCAGAUAAGAGUACCCUUAAAGAUCAUCAACAUCAGGUUGCUGAUGAAUCCUCUGCUUCAUGCUCCUCCACAUAUCACGGCGGUUUAUUACCUUUCCCGGGAUAUGACUUCAUAUUUUUGGGCUCUGGAGUUAGAGGUUUGAACACCGGCGAAGGCAUGGGCACAAGAACGCAUGAAGCUCGUAACCAAUUUCAGGCGCCGAGAAACAUUCUGCCACAAAGUAAUGCUCCCCUACACUUUUCGCCAUCCCAGAAUGGCUACUCUGCUGCUUUCCAAGGCCAUUAUUCAUCUUUUGCAACUCCGGAGGCACAGCUCCCUCCUCAAUACCCCGGCGCCACCAUUAGAAACAGUUUUAUCGCCCAAUUGAGACAGCAGCAGCAGCAGAGAUGGGUUGGUCCUGAGGUUCCAACGCAAUACAACAGCGUUGGCGCUGGCGCCGGCUCCCUGCAACUCCCAGACUGGAGAAAUGGAAGAACAGAGAAUGUUUCGACGAUGUCGAACUAUACCCAUUCACUGUACCCACAUUUGCAGCCUUCAUUCAGCUCCAAGUACCAUCAACAAUUUUCUCAUCCCCAGCCAUAGCAGCAGCAGUUUAUGGCUCUCAAUUUCAGCAUCACCUUCCUUUGUCAAAAGUGAAGAAAAACAACCAUCGUCAAUUUGCAACUACCUUUUUGGUAAAUUACUCGUAUAAUAUGUGGUAGAAACCAUAUACAUAAUUUGUUCA